This is a messenger RNA of Sycon ciliatum, 10962 nucleotides long. RefSeq lists its product as uncharacterized. Bases 56 to 9853 code for a protein of 3265 amino acids. Gene Ontology annotation, cellular component: catenin complex; membrane. NCBI's taxonomy places the organism in Eukaryota, Metazoa, Porifera, Calcarea, Leucosolenida, Sycettidae. Gene Ontology annotation, biological process: homophilic cell-cell adhesion. The transcript is spliced from 4 exons. Gene Ontology annotation, molecular function: calcium ion binding; cadherin binding. The record is from RefSeq and is a predicted model, not a curated record.
CCCCCCGUUCAAAGCUUGCAGUGCUUCGACUUCGAAUUUGAGGAAGCCGAGCGUCAUGUCGAGGCCAUCAAACGUCGGUUUCCAGUGUUGGAAAAUCCGAGCAUUGCUCCUUCGCGUGUUUUUGCUCGUGUGUGCGAAUCAUGCAUGCAACCGUCCAGUAAGUGGUUUUGUGCUGGCAGACUCCGUCAAAGCCAUUCACGUCUCAGUAAGUCCCAAUACAACUCGACUGAGUGUGCUCGGAGACGCAGCAUCCGUUGCAGGCAUUCCGACCUCGGUGUCUCUCGUUGUCAGGCUAGUGUAUUCAAACGGAAGCAGCAGUGAAGAUGUGAGCUCACACAACGACACGACAUUUAGCGUGAGCGAUAACAGAAUACUGCAGGUCUUGAAAAGACAAAGAGGAAGUGCGAGUGAUGUGGUGGUCGAGUCUAAAAUCCUGACGGCAGGUUUGAGCGUUGUAACGGUAAGGCACACAUUGUUGUCUGUUCAUAGCAAUAUCACCUUCUCAGUAGUAGAGGCAACAUCACUGUCUCUACGAAUCACCCCAUACCCUGAGUAUCCCGGUUCAACCAAUGUUGAUGCAUCUAAUCUAAAUGUUAUUGGUCAUACAAACAAACAACAGCAAGGACGACUUUGGACAACAAUGUCGUUAAGUGACAACACAACACUGGACAUCUCGCAAAGCAGUAAUCUCCAAUACACCCUAACCAGUACACCAACCUCUCUUGCUAAAAUUCAGAAGCUUUCAGCUUUUCAUAUUCUCAAUACCCACAAGUUAAGUAUUGAUUAUGCAAACAUCUCAGUAACACUGAAGGGCAGUGCUGACGUUCCCCACAGUCCAUUGACCGUUGAAUUUGCAAACAAUACUCUCUCAGUCUGUGCAAUAUUUGAUCACAGCGUUGUGUCCUCAUCAUAUUCACCACACGUUGUAUAUCACAUGCCAGGUAUAAAUGCUAUUACUCUCCAUGGCUUGCCGACUCAGGCAGCCGCAUCUUUUGAUGGCGGCAUGAUUUUGUCAGAUGGCACAGUACACUACGCCGUCAAAAAGGGAAUUACACUUCGCAAUACUGUGAAUGUCACCAGUGAAAAUGAGAACAUUGCAUACAUCCGUAGUCUUAAUGGGUAUACACUUCUAAGGGCAAACCAUCACAGUGCAGUCCGUGUGUCAUUUUCUUCCAGUCUGAAUGGGAUAACAGCUGUACCACGCCAUACCUAUAUCUAUGCUAACCUUGAUCCACAACCGGGUGAUGUAGAUAUCGGAUCUCGGUACGGUGCUCCAUUGCCAGCUGUCGAGAACGGUACAAACUUCUCAUUUCCUAUGACUGUCAAUGCGUUCGGUCAUGUUCUUGGCAUGGUUGAUCUGACAUUGCAUUAUGAUGAGUCAAUGACACUCGUACUGGCUACUGACCCUGUAGAACCCUUAAAAACGGAUACAUCAACUCCUGGGGAAGUCCGAAUUAACGGAACCUUUUCUUCGCAUGGCAGAGUAGGAAGUCGAGUACAAUUGAGCAGUUUCACCUUCAUGGCUGUGAGCUCUGGUGUUGCAAAGUUCAGUGUAUUUAUUACUAAACUUGACAAAAAUUUAGGCGACUCAGUCGGCUCUCUUAAUGGCAGGACAUCAGUUGCUUCAGACGUGUCUAUGGUGAUUGGACAAAAACCAGUCCUAGCCCCGUUGCCUGCAAAUAAUGCACAGGGAUUUAUUUCGAGCAGCAGCUCAAAGUUUGUCAUGGACAACAUCUCAACAUUAGUAAUUCCAGAGGACACUAAAACUCCGUUUGUGUUGAUGGAGUUCAAUACAACUCAACCAUGGUGUUAUUCCAAAUUCUUAAAAUUCUCCAUUUUCUCCGGUAACAGCAUUCCACCUACGUUCAAUAUUCAUCCGGCCACUGGGCAACUUUCAGUCAUCAGAAAUUUCGACCAUAGGCAUAUCAACUUUUUCAACAUCACCAUCAAUGUUUUAGACACUUUGACACCCAAACUUGUCAAUCAGGUUCAGCUCAAGAAUAUAACUGUUCUGAAAGCAAAUACUCCACCUAAAUUUCCUCCUGGAAACCUAUAUAAUUUGACAGUUUCAAAGUAUGCCAUGGCUCCUCUAAAACUUCUCGAACUGAAUGCAACUGAUGAUGACGAUAUGGCAAGUCCGAAUGGUUUCUUGAGCCACAGAAUUGUUUCGGGUAACGAAAGUGGGAAGUUUGUAAUCAAUGUCACAUCCGGUACUCUUUCACUCGUGAGGAGUCUCAUUUCCGAAUCUGACAAUACAGUUUACCUUCUGGUUAUUGAAGUCAGGGACCAUGGCCUGUUUCCUAAUUCAGUGAAUGCGACAGUGACAAUUCGUGUGGUUGACGUACAAAUGCUACUUUCUACAAUGUCUGGUGUAAAGAGACUUAGCAUACAGAAAGGCUCUGCAGCAAGUGCUGGCGUGGUGUCAGAUGUAGCGCUAACUGCUAACUUGGUUUUCGCUGAUGGUCGAAUAGUGGAUUGCACAGUGCAGACUUCAACAAGAUUUUCUCUCAAUCCCCUUUCUAAUGUGCUAUCAAUAGCGAGGUCUCCCACAACUCUUGUUCUCAGGUCUCAGGAUAUUGUUGGCAAUUCCACAGUCAGAGUUUACAACUCGCAAUACUUUCUAGAAAAUUCUACAUUAUUCUCGGUAGUAGAGGCAACAUCACUGUCUCUACGAAUCACCCCAUACCCUGAGUAUCCCGGUUCAACCAACGUUGAUGCAUCUAAUCUGGAUGUUAUUGGUCAUACUGGUGGUGAACAACAGCAAGGACGACUUUGGACAACAAUGUCGUUAAGUGACAACACAUCACUGGACAUCUCGCAAAGCAGUAAUCUCCAAUACACCCUAACCAGUACACCAACCUCUCUUGCUAGAACUCAGAAGCCAUCAAAGAAAGAUUUUUAUAUCCUCAAUCGAAACCCAUCGUGUUCCUCCACCUCCAGAUGUGGUAUAGGCUCUGUGAACAUCUCAGUAACACUGAAUAGCAGCAAAUCUGAAGUUCCUCACAGUCCACUGACCGUUCAAUUUGCAAACGAUACUCUCUCCGUCUGUUCCAUAUUUAAUCACACAAUUGAACCCACUUUGUCUUCACUGCACACGACGUCGCAAAUGCCUUGGGUCAAUGCUGUUUCUCUCAGAGGCUUGAACAAUAUGACUGCUGCAAUUGCAGAUUGUAGUGUGAUUUUGUCAGAUGGCACAAUUAUAUAUGACACCAAACAGAUAGGAAAUCUCACAGCUGCAGUGAAUAUCACCAGUGAAAAUGAGAACAUUGUAUUCAUCAACAAUCUUAAUGGGUAUACACUUCUAAGGAGAAACCAUCACAGUGCAGUCCGUGUGUCAUUUUCUUCCAGUCUGAAUGGGAUAACAGCUGUAUCACAACAUUCCUAUAUCUAUGCUAACCUUGAUCCAGAACGAGGUGAUGUAGACAUCGGUUCUCAGAAUGGCGUUCCAUUGCCAGCUGUCCAGAACGCGACAAACUUCUCAUUUCCUCUGUAUGUCAAUUGCCCCAACCUCACUCUUGGCAUGGUUGACUUGACAUUGCAUUAUGACAAGUCAAUGACACUCAUUUUGGAUACCAAACCUGUCCAGUCCCUACAAACGGAUACAGCAUCAACUCCCGGAGAAAUUCGAAUUCACGGAACACUGUCGUCAAAUGUCACUAGAAAAGGAAACCGUAUACUUUUGUGCACAUUAACAUUCAAGGCUGUGAGCCCUGGCAUUGCAAAGUUCAAUGUUUUCAUAACACGACUACUUUCACUCAAAUUAAAACAGCCAAUUAGCAGUCUUGAGGGUACGAAUUCGAUUGCUUCAGACGUUUCUAUGGUGAUCGGACCUAAACCGAUCUCGACUCCUCUGCCUUUGAACAGUGCAACCGGAUUUAUUUCCGACAGCAGCUCAAAGUUUGUCAUUGGCACCAUACCAUCAUUAGUAAUCCCAGAGGAUAUUAAAACUCCGUUUGUGUUGAUGGAGUUCAAGGUAACUCAGCCAAAAUGUUACUCCCAGUUCUUAAAUUUCUCCAUUUCCUCUGGAAACAGCAUUCCACCUACUUUCGAUAUUCAUCCCUCCACAGGGCAACUUUCAAUCAUCAGAAAUCUGGACUACCGACGUACAAACCUUUACAACCUCACCAUCGAUUAUUACGACACUUUCAUAUCCAAACUUGACAGCCAAGUACGCCUUGAAAGCAUAACUGUUCUGAAAGCAAAUAUUCCACCUCAAUUUCCUCAUGGUAACCUUUAUAAUUUGACAGUUUCAAAGUAUACCAUGGCUCCUCUUGUACUUCUCGAACUGAAUGCAACUGAUGAUGACGAUAUGGCAAGUCCAGACGGUUUCUUGAGCUACAAAAUUGUUUCUGGUGAUGAAAAUGGAAAGUUCGUAAUCAGUGCAACAUCUGGUGCUCUUUCCGUGGUGAAGAGUCUCAUUUCCGAAUCAGACAAUACAGUUUACCUUCUGGUUGUUGAAGUCAGGGACCAUGGCCUGUUUCCUAAUUCAGUGAAUGCGACCGUGACAAUUCGUGUGGUUGACGUACACAUGAUACUUUCUACACUGUCUGGGGUAAAGAGACUUAGCAUACAGAAAGGCUCUGCAGCAAGUGCUGGCAUGGUGUCAGUUGUAGCGUUAACUGCUAACUUGGUUUUCGCUGAUGGUCGAAUAGUGGAUUGCACAGUGCAGACUUCAACAAGAUUUUCUCUCAGUCCCCUUUCUAAUGUGCUAUCAAUAGUUAGGUCUCCUACAACUCUUGUUGUCAAGUCUCAGGAUGUUGUUGGUAAUUCCACUAUCAGAGUCAAUAGCGCAAAGUACUUUCUAGAAAAUUCUACAUUAUUCUCGGUAGUCAAGGCAACAUCUCUGUCUCUACGAAUCACCCCAUACCCUGAGUAUCCCGGUUCAACCAACGUUGAUGCAUCUAAUCUGGAUAUUAUUGGUAAUACUGGUGGUGAACAACAGCAAGGACGACUUUGGACAACAAUGUCGUUAAGUGACAACACAACACUGGACAUCUCGCAAAGCAGUAAUCUCCAAUACACCCUAACCAGUACACUAACCUCUCUUGCUAGAACUCGGAAGCCAUCAAAGAAAGAUUUUUAUAUCCUCAAUCGAAACCCAUCAUGUUCCUCCACCUCCAGAUGUGGUAUAGGCUCUUUGAACAUCUCAGUAACACUGAAAAGCAGCAAAUCUGAAGUUCCUCACAGUCCACUGACCGUUCAAUUUGCAAACGAUACUCUCUCAGUCUGUUCCAUAUUUAAUCACACGAUUGAACCCACUUUGUCUUCACUGCACACGGCAUCGCAAAUGCCUGGGGUCAAUGCUGUUGCUCUUAGAGGCUUGAACAAUAUGACUGCUGCAAUUGCAGAUUGUAGUGUGAUUUUGUCAGAUGGCACAAUUAUAUAUGACACCAAACAGAUAGGAAAUCUCACAGCUGCAGUGAAUAUCACCAGUGAAAAUGAGAACAUCGUAUUCAUCAACAAUCUUAAUGGGUAUACACUUCUAAGGAGAAACCAUCACAGUGCAGUCCGUGUGUCAUUUUCUUCCAGUCUGAAUGGGAUAACAGCUGUAUCACAACAUUCCUAUAUCUAUGCUAACCUUGAUCCAGAACGAGGUGAUGUAGACAUCGGUUCUCAGAAUGGCGUUCCAUUGCCAGCUGUCCAGAACGCGACAAACUUCUCAUUUCCUCUGUAUGUCAAUUGCCCCAAUCUCACUCUUGGCAUGGUUGACUUGACAUUGCAUUAUGACAAGUCAAUGACACUCAUUUUGGAUACCAAACCUGUCCAGUCCCUACAAACGGAUACAGCAUCAACUCCCGGAGAAAUCCGAAUUCACGGAACAUUGUCAUCAAAUGUCACUAGAAAAGGAAACCGUAUACUUUUGUGCACAUUGACAUUCAAAGCUGUGAGCCCUGGCAUUGCAAAGUUCAAUGUUUUCAUAACACGACUACUUUCACUCAAAUUAAAACAGCCAAUUAGCAGUCUUGAGGGUACGAAUUCGAUUGCUUCAGACGUUUCUAUGGUGAUCGGACCUAAACCGAUCUCGACUCCUCUGCCUUUGAACAGUGCAACCGGAUUUAUUUCCGACAGCAGCUCAAAGUUUGUCAUUGGCACCAUACCAUCAUUAGUAAUCCCAGAGGAUAUUAAAACUCCGUUUGUGUUGAUGGAGUUCAAGGUAACUCAGCCAAAAUGUUACUCCCAGUUCUUAAAUUUCUCCAUUUCCUCUGGAAACAGCAUUCCACCUACUUUCGAUAUUCAUCCCUCCACAGGGCAACUUUCAAUCAUCAGAAAUCUGGACUACCGACGUACAAACCUUUACAACCUCACCAUCGAUUAUUAUGACACUUUCAUAUCCAAACUUGCCAGCCAAGUGCGGCUUGAAAACAUAACUGUGCUGAAAGCAAAUGUUCCACCUCAAUUUCCUAAUGGUAACCUUUAUAAUUUGACAGUUUCAAAGUAUGCCAUGGCUCCUCUUGUGCUUCUCGAACUGAAUGCAACUGAUGAUGACGAUAUGGCAAGUCCAGACGGUUUCUUGAGCUACAAAAUUGUUUCUGGUGAUGAAAAUGGAAAGUUCGUAACCAGUGCAACAUCUGGUGCUCUUUCCGUGGUGAAGAGUCUCAUUUCCGAAUCUGACAAUACAGUUUACCUUCUGGUUGUUGAAGUAAAGGACCAUGGCCUGUUUCCUAAUUCAGUGAAUGCGACCGUGACAAUUCGUGUGGUUGACGUACACAUGAUACUUUCUACACUGUGUGGGGUAAAGAGACUUAGCAUACAGAAAGGCUCUGCAGCAAGUGCUGGCAUGGUGUCAGAUGUAGCGUUAACUGCUAACUUGGUUUUCGCUGAUGGUCGAAUAGUGGAUUGCACAGUGCAGACUUCAACAAGAUUUUCUCUCAGUCCCCUUUCUAAUGUGCUAUCAAUAGUUAGGUCGCCUACAACUCUUGUGGUCAGGUCUAUGGAUGUUGUUGGCAAUGCCACUGUCAGAGUCUAUAGCGCAAAGUACUUUCUAGAAAAUUCUAUAUUGUUCUCGGUGGUAGAGGCAACAUCUCUGUCUAUGCGAAUCACCCCAUACCCUGAGUAUCCCGGUUCAACCAACGUUGAUGCAUCUAAUCUGGAUAUUAUUGGUAAUACUGGUGGUGAACAACAGCAAGGACGACUUUGGACAACAAUGUCGUUUACUGAUCACACAGUAAGUGAUAUGUCGAUGAAUGGAAACCUGAAAUUGAUCCUCACCAACAACUCUCACCUGGCUAGUUUGGGGAGGCAUCUAUCCUCUGGUUAUUAUAUUAUUACUCCCAGUGGUACCGGCAUUGGAAAUGUCCUGAUCUCUGCAGCUCUGUCUGGCAAGGUCUCAGUUCAAACCCCGUUGUCGGUGAACAUCUCAAAAGAUGAAUUGGCGGUAUGCGCUUUGUUCGGCAUGACUGUCCGCACGGGUGGUCUCUCAGCCAAUGCUCUGGUUCGUGUCGAUGGGAGCACCGCUGAUUACAUACUUCGCAACACGACAGCUCACAGCCAUGCCAUUGCGCACGCGGAUGUGCACAUUAUACUUGAGGACGGCACUGUGUAUUACGAUGUCUUGAACUCGGCCGGUUUGAAAAAUGUAAUCAAUUUGACGAGCAGCGCGCCGACCAGCAUUUCCAUCAAUCGCAGCACCGGGCAUGUGACUUUACUGAGCAGCCAGCACUAUCCCAACCCUGUUGUAUUGCACGCCAGUGCCAAGUUUGGUGACAUCACCGCCCCUCCAGCGACCAUAAACCUGUAUCCAUAUAUUGGCCCGUUCCACAAUUCUUCUGCAUUGAGAAGUCUAAUGAGUAGAUUGCUGAUCCACUCUCAGGCAGAGAUGUCACAAAUUCUGCAUGGGCGAACCCCAAAUAUCAGCAUCAAUGUUUCGGAGGACGCAGCACAGCAAAGCAGAUUGUUCCAGUUGAACCAAUCGAAUUUCUACACCUGCAAUGUUCCAGACAUAUUCCAGUAUCAGAUUAUCGCUGGCAACCCUGGCUCUCACUUUAGCAUUGAUCAAAACACUGGUGUUCUUUCCUUAGCCAAACUUCUAGACCGAGAAACAGCCUCAGAGCUCAAACUGCUGGUGGCACCCAAAUACCGUGGUGCACUGUUGAUGCAAUCAGCCAUUGCAGUUCAGAUUGCCGUGACAGACGUGAAUGACCAGAGUCCUGCAUGCGUCCACAAGCAGACCAAGGCGUUUGUAGCGGGCGUCAAUAGUACAGGGAAUGCGGCAUCUCUUCCUGGCACGGCUCUCACUGUUCUUCUUGCUGAAGAUCAAGACGUCGUUGACGAAGGUAAACUCACCUAUUCCAUAACAGCCGGUGAUCCAAACAAGCAGUUUUCCAUUGACAAUCGAGGAGCUCUUCACACGGCGUCCUCACACAAUCUGUCCGGCGCACACGUCACCCAGCCACAGCAUCUAGUGGUACAGGUCACAGACACAGCCGACCACUAUACACUAUGCCUGGUUGACCUGGUCUAUUACUACAGCAGCCACCUGGUACUGGUACCUAUCAGCCACAAUGGCAGCAGCAGUGCAACAUUCAAUGCGACUGCCUUCGAAAUCCAGCUGUCCGCCGCGCUUAGCAGUGCACUCCACAAGGCGGUUUCGGUUCAUGUUCACCGUACGGUUUCAGACACCCGCACAUCACCACCACUGCGGCGUGCUGUAAUCUACGCCAUCGACUCCGCCAUGUCAACGGGCUACUCCACCGUGUUCUUUCAAGGCAGCCUGAUUGCCACUGCUCUUAAGAAUAUCUCCAGCGACAAGUCCCACCACCAUCUGGCAACCGGUCUGUUCCUAACUCCAGACGCUAUAGGCACAUUCAAGCCCGAAUUAUCAACUUCUGACGUGGGCAUGCAUGGAGAGAGUACACCGCCAGUCUCUGACCUGCAAGUUGGACUAAUUUCCGUCAUUUCUGUCCUCUGCGCAACCAUGAUGGUCAUGGUCGUGUACAUUCGCACCCUGCGAACAUCAAAGUCGAAAAAACGUCGAGUCCUAGGUAAGACUCACAGCACGCUGUCCAGUAGCUCACCGCCAACAGAAUACACCAUGUCCAUUGCAUCAUCAGUACACACAACCGUGUGUGAACAGGACUCUCCUUUGAAAAUGAACCCAUCUAGGCGAGCAAGCUUCGGCAUAGAUGAAGAUGUGCUGAUGGACAGCAAAGAGACAGGUGCGGAUAAUGCUAAGCCAGGAUAUGAAAACAGAGCAGCACUGCAAAGCGACAGCACUGCGAUGACCACUUCGGCCACGCUGAACUACAUGAAUGGGCGAAGUCAAUGCACAACUCUUUACGAUCAAAAUAUUUAUGCGGAAAACGUGGAGCAGACCAACAGGGCUAGUGCCGGUGCUGACCAGAUCUACACUCUUCCGGAGUAUGCUUUGGCCGCAGUGGCACAAGGCAAGGAUUCGAUUUCGCAUCCGGCUGCCGACCAUUAUCAACUGGAACCGAAUUGGGGUGCAGGUGUGCACGAAUACGAAGCGAGUGUCAGUUCAAAUCCAUUGAAGCAAUGCACUCGUAGUCCCAGUUUGAAUCUGUACGAAGCGGAUGAGAGCACAUUGCAGGAUUGUCCUGUCGACAGCAAUGAUGCACACCCUUCUUACUUGGCCUCACUGUCUAUAGUCAGCACGGCAGCCGCAACUGGUCAACCGGGCUCUGCCGAGAACGAUGACACGUACGGAAAUGACACUUAUGGCGCCGCCGAGAUCAAUGACACAUAUGGCUCCGCCACGAUCAAUGACACAUAUGGCUCCGCCGAGAUCAAUGACACGUACGGAAAUGACGCAUAUGGCGACCUGGAACCUCGCGCCGAUUAUCUCUAUGGAAACAACGACGAAGCUGACGAUGAUGUCUGUAAUAAUUAUAUGUGAGCAUCUAGGUCCAAAAGGUGGGAUUAUGGCAUUGCUCUACCCCAGCAGAUCACUCUGUAAAAAAACCUAGGUCCAAAAUCUUUAUCUUUGACAGAGGUCUGGGUGUUUCGAAUAAGAGUUAGUGAUUUAUACAACUCAACUUUCAAAUGCAUUUUUCUCAAUACUGCGCAAAAGGACAUAAGCGCCCUUUUUGCAUCUAGAGGCUCACAUUGUCACUACCAUCUAAAGCAACACACGGUCACCUGUGUAAUGUGAAACAGUCACCCGAUCAGUUUUCUCUGAUUAAACAUAGCCAUCAGUACGUGGGGAAAGCCCGCGACACCCCACGAUUCAACAUUGAACACGUAUGCGAAUGAGACAAACAUCCUGAGCCCUACCACCACAGUGGACGCAGCGUCAAAUGAUGGGUUUGACGAAAAAUGACACAGGAACUGUUUUAACUAGGUUGGACGGUUUAUUUCUUCAUUUUCUUUUUAGAAUUUUCUCCUUUAUUUACUUCUUUCGAAGGUUGUAUACCUAAAAUGUUGGUUCGUAGUGCACUGCCGCCACCCAACCUACUUGAAGUGGCCCUAUCUUUUUUUAUUGCAACACACCAGGUUUCAAACCCAUUCUUGUCAUUCACACAUUACAGUCAUGAUGUAUAUGUACACACGCACGCACGCACACACACACACACACACACACACACACACACACACACACACACACACACAGGCCCGCACAGUCCUCCCCUGGCCUUAGCUGAGCCACCCAGUAGCGGAGAAUUCAUGGGCACCCCACACAGAAGUACGCGGUAUUAUUAUUAAAGAAACUACGGUGUUACAAUUCGCUUCACCGUUUUUUCACGCAAUGGAAAUUAUACUCCAGAACAGAGUUCCUUGUAUAAUCGCCAAUUGCUCAUUACAGGUUCCACUCCAUCUAACAAUUUUGACUUAUCACCAGUUUUUAUGCAGUAUGUUAGCGCUGUGCACAUGUUAUCGCGAUGUUGCUUGAGAUCUUAGACUGCCAUGCACAUACUUUAUGUUUACUCAAUCUGCGUUCAAAUUUUAUGUUUUAUCUCUUCUCAUGAUCACACUAUCACUUCGCAGUUCCGCGAUGCUACUUCGAUA